GCUUUCUCGCUGCAAAAACAGUAACUGAUCUGCGUUUGUGUUUUUCCCGCAGGAGUCUGUCUCCAAAGCAAGGGGUCCAAACCCCGGGGUUUAAAUCGAGAGGACCCCGCGACCCCUAAAGCAAGUGCCUCCUCCUCCUCCUGUGGAAGAUGAUAGAUACCCGGAGCCUGCACAGCCUGGCUGUCCUUUCUGCUCUGAACCAGCAGAGGGCGCUGGGCAGCUUCUGCGACGCCUCCCUGAGCUCUGAGGAGGGCACGCUGUUCAGGGCUCACCGCUGUGUGCUGGCCUGCUGCAGCCAGCUGUUCAGCGGCGAGGGCCCGGUCCCCUCCUCCGCGGAGCCCCGCCUCCCCCAGCCCUGCUCCGCCCAGGGCCUGGCGUUGCUGCUGGACUUCAUGUACACGGGGGUGCUACCCCUGACCCCCCAAAACCUGGAGCAGGUCCAGACUGCAGCCGUGGGGCUCGGGGUCCCAGAGGCGCUCAGCUUGUGCCAGGAAUUUAGACGGGGCACGGAGACCCCCCCGUCGGACCCCCUGGAACCAGGGGAGGGGGACAAGGGGGGGGGAAAACCUGCAGUGACUGGAGAGGAGGGAAGUGGGGCUGGGGAGGCGAGGAGCAAACCCACAGGAGUUCGGAGGGGAGCCCUCACCACCACCACCACCACCACAAGAUCGGGGCGCAGGGUUAAGGGCCCCCCCCACCUGAGGGACAGCCCCCCCAGUAACAACGCCCCCCCCAGGACUCGAAGGGUGCAGAGGGCAGCCCCCCCUAGGAUGAAGGAGGGAGGGCCCAGCGGAGCUGACGAAGAGGAGCUACAGGACCCAGAGGAGAAGGAGGGAGAGGAGGGAGAGGAGGCAGGGGCACGAGAGGACACUGACGAGGAGUACCUCCCCAAAACCGCUGCCCCCCCCCACUCCUCCUCCACCACAGGUCCAGUGCGAGCCAGGCCGAGGGGCAGGACACAGGCCAGCGUCAGCGAGGAGAACGGAGACGCAGCGGGGACGGGCAAGGACAGCAAGAGACACCCUGUCCAGUGUCCCACCUGCCACAAAACCUUCCUCAGCAAGUACUACCUCAAAGUGCACAACCGGCGACACACAGGAGAGAAGCCCUUCGCCUGCGUGAAGUGUGGGAAGAGCUACUACAGGAAAGAGAACCUCGUGGAGCACCAGGCCAGGAACUGCACCAACCGAGCCCAGGUGGUGUUCUCCUGCCCUCUCUGCUCUCUGAUCUUCAGUCGACGGUUGGAGCUGCGGCUGCACACGGUCUCUCACACGGGGGAGAUGCCAUACAAGUGUACCUCGUGCACAGAGCAGUUCAUGCAGAAGAAGGAUCUGAAGAGUCACCUGAUCAAGAUUCACGGAGCCCCCAAACCCCACGCUUGCUCGUUGUGUCCCAAGUGCUUCCUGUCUCGCACGGAGCUGCGUCUGCACGAGGCCUCGAAGCACCGCGGGGAGAAGCUGUUCGUGUGCGAGGAGUGCGGCCAUCGAGCCUCCAGCCGCAACGGACUGCAGAUGCACAUCAAGGCGAUCCACAGGAACGAGCGCCCCUUUGUGUGUGAGUUCUGCAGCCACGCCUUCACGCAGAAAGCCAACCUGAACAUGCACCUGCGCACGCACACCGGAGAGAAGCCCUUCCAGUGCCACCUGUGUGGCAAGACCUUCCGCACGCAAGCGAGCCUGGACAAGCACCAGCGCACACACACAGGAGAGAGGCCCUUCCACUGUGAGUUCUGUGAGCAGCGUUUCACGGAGAAGGGGCCCCUGCUGAGACACAUCGCCAGCAAACACCAAGAGGGCCGGCCGCACUACUGCCAGAUCUGCAGCAAGACCUUCAAAGCGAUCGAGCAGCUGCGGGUUCACGUGAGACGGCACAAGGGGAUGCGCAAGUUCGAGUGCACGGAGUGCGGGUACAAAUUCACCAGACAGGCGCACCUGAGGAGGCACAUGCUGAUUCACAACCGCGUGGAGAAUUACAACCCCCGCCAGCGCAGACUGCGCAACCUAGUGGUGGAGGAGGAGAAGACAGCCCCCACGCCAUCGCAGCCCGGGGAGGGGGAGGGUCCGCCCCCCCGUGACAUCAUCAGCGUGGUGAUCCAGCCCGGCACCAUCGUGGUGGAGGAAGUGGUGUCGACGCAGGGGGAGGAAGGGGCGGAGUUCCAGGUGGUGGACGUGGUGGAACACACGCUGAUGAUGACGGACAGCUACACCACCGCGCACCACGGUACUGAGGAGGGGGAGGAGCAGGGAGGGGAGGACAAGGGGGAGAUAGAGAGAGCGGGUUAGGAGGACAAGGGGGAGAUAGAGAGAGAAGGUUAGGAGGACAAGGGGGAGAUAGAGAGAGCGGGUUAGGAGGACAAGGGGGAGAUAGAGAGAGCGGGUUAGGAGGACAAGGGGGAGAUAGAGAGAGAAGGUUAGGAGGACAAGGGGGAGAUAGAGAGAGCGGGUUAGGUGAUGAGGGGGAGGACAAGGGGGAGAUAGAGAGAGCGGGUUAGGAGGACAAGGGGGAGAUAGAUAGAGAAGGUUAGGAGGACAAGGGGGAGAUAGAGAGAGAAGGUUAGGAGGACAAGGGGGAGAUAGAGAGAGAAGGUUAGGAGGACAAGGGGGA
Acipenser ruthenus (sterlet) is the source of this 2604-nucleotide messenger RNA. RefSeq names its product telomere zinc finger-associated protein-like. Gene Ontology annotation, biological process: regulation of transcription by RNA polymerase II. The record is from RefSeq and is a predicted model, not a curated record. Gene Ontology annotation, molecular function: protein binding; DNA-binding transcription factor activity, RNA polymerase II-specific; RNA polymerase II transcription regulatory region sequence-specific DNA binding. Bases 150 to 2282 code for a protein of 710 amino acids. NCBI's taxonomy places the organism in Eukaryota, Metazoa, Chordata, Actinopteri, Acipenseriformes, Acipenseridae. Gene Ontology annotation, cellular component: nucleus. The transcript is spliced from 11 exons.